CGCGCCAUCUACCGGGAGCCCCUUGUUCCCGCACUCCAGCAGCCCUCCCCGUCCCUCCUCCCCCACGAAGCGGGUUGCUUCAUUUGCGGCCAUUUUGUCCUCACGCUCACUAAGUUGAUUGGGCUUUCGCGAGCUGUACUGGAGCCAAUCAGAGGGAAAACCGGACAGCGGCGACUACACGAAGGGACGGUCUGGUGUGUUGGUUAAGUUGCGAUGGAGCAGUACACGGCUGCCACCACGGCCACCGGCGAGCAGAUAGUAGUGCAGACUGCCAACGGUCAGAUCCAACCGCAGGCGCAGGGCACAGUGACGGCUGUGCAGCUACAAACGGAGGCGCCCGUGGUGACGGCCUCAGGCCAGCAGGUGCAGACACUCCAGGUAGUGCAGGGGCAGCCUCUGAUGGUCCAGGUGAGCGGCGGGCAGCUCAUUACAUCGUCCGGGCAGCCCAUCAUGGUGCAGGCCAUGUCGGGGGGCCAGGGCCAGACCAUCAUGCAGGUUCCUGUGUCUGGAGCUCAGGGACUCCAACAGAUCCAACUGGUGCAGCCCGGUCAGAUCCAGCUGCAAGGUGGUCAGACUCUGCAACUUCAGGGUCAGCAGGGUCAGGCCCAGCAGAUCAUUAUCCAGCAACCCCAGACGGCCAUCACCGCCGGACAGAGCCAGGGUCAGCAGAUCAGUGUGCAGGGCCAGCAAGUGGCCCAGACAGCCGAUGGACAGACGAUCGUCUACCAGCCAGUUAACGCAGAUGGAACUGUCCUACAGCAAGGAAUGAUCACAAUUCCUGCCGCCAGCUUGGCAGGCGCCCAGAUCGUACAGGCGGGAGGAGCCAGCACCAACACCACCAACAGCCAAGGCACUGUGACCGUCACCCUGCCCGUCUCUGGCAACAUGGUCAAUGCAGGUGGAAUGGUCAUGAUGGUUCCGGGAGGCGGUGCGGUUCCCACAAUGCAACGUAUCCCUCUGCCGGGCGCAGAGAUGCUGGAGGAGGAGCCCCUUUACGUCAACGCCAAGCAGUACCACCGCAUCCUGAAGCGGCGACAGGCGCGAGCCAAGCUGGAGGCCGAGGGCAAGAUCCCCAAAGAAAGAAGGAAAUACCUCCACGAGUCUCGCCACCGUCACGCUAUGCAGCGUAAGCGAGGCGACGGAGGGCGUUUCUUCUCACCCAAGGAAAAGGAAGAAAUGGCGUUGGCGCUGGCGCAGCAACAGCAGGAAGCAGCGGCGCAGGCCGCACCCGACGAGACGGUGGCGCAGAUGAUCCGAGUGUCGUAGCGUCGCCCGGCUGACUCUUGGUGGCGUUUGCUAGCUGCUCUUCUAUUCUACUCUUCACUCUGAGCUUCCGGCCAGCAGUGGCUGCCCCCUUUUCUGGAACAUCUCUUCCUUUUUUUUUUCCUGUCUGAUAUUGAAGAAAUCCUCCCUCUGACCAAACACUUUGUACCUGCUAUUAUUUUCUGCCUGGACUAAAGUUAUGGUUACACCUUCUGGUUUUGUUUUUUUAUAUUUUUCUGUACAGAAGAUGUGCUUCCCUCCGGCCAAACACUCAGCUCCUGCUAUUUAUUUUCUCCCUUGGAUGUAGUUACAUCAAGUCAAACUCUCACUCUCCCCUAUUCAAUGUCAAUAAUGAGUCACGGAUUCAUGUAAAUGGUGCAGCCUUUUUGUGCUUGUAGUUAAUGUAUAUGUUGAGCUCUUCUUUCCUUUGACCCCUAACCACACGCACACAAACAGUUGUGAGAAUAUUGUAUAUUAAUGAUUUUGUUUCCUCCCCAGCUUUUUCAGACACAUUUUAUACAGUGCUGUAGUUGGGAUUUUUAUUUAGUAGAGAACAUGUUCUAGUCGCACAAGUGUUUGAAUUGUUGAUUUUUACUCAUCAAAUCAAACUUUUUUUUUUUUUUUUAUUACAUGAACUGUUUGUAAAAAAAAUUAUUGGUCGAGCACCUGUUAAUUAAACUGCAAUAGGUCA
Syngnathoides biaculeatus (alligator pipefish) is the source of this 1954-nucleotide messenger RNA. RefSeq names its product nuclear transcription factor Y, alpha, like (gene nfyal). The record is from RefSeq and is a predicted model, not a curated record. Gene Ontology annotation, biological process: regulation of transcription by RNA polymerase II. Gene Ontology annotation, cellular component: CCAAT-binding factor complex. Bases 214 to 1266 code for a protein of 350 amino acids. Lineage: Eukaryota; Metazoa; Chordata; Actinopteri; Syngnathiformes; Syngnathidae. The transcript has 10 exons. Gene Ontology annotation, molecular function: DNA-binding transcription factor activity, RNA polymerase II-specific; RNA polymerase II cis-regulatory region sequence-specific DNA binding.